Microthlaspi erraticum is the source of this 1206-nucleotide messenger RNA. Lineage: Eukaryota; Viridiplantae; Streptophyta; Magnoliopsida; Brassicales; Brassicaceae. The record is from the annotation of a GenBank genome assembly.
AUGUUCGGUGGUGGCUUCCUCAACCUUCCUCCGGGUUUCGCUUAUCUUAAAACACCAUUCCCAUAUCAGUGGCCGGAAAUAGAGCUCCCCCCAGUUCAAAGCGAUUAUGACUAUCUACCGGAACCAUCAUCCAAGGAGGAGAAAUCUGAAGCAUUAGUAUUCCCGCCCUCUUCACCAUCGCCGGAACUAAAAUCUGAAGCAUUAGUAUUCCCGCCCUCUUCACCAUCGCCGGAACUAAAAUCUGAAGCAUUAGUAUUCCCGCCCUCUUCACCAUCGCCGGAACUAUCAUCCAAGGAGGAGAAAUCCGAAGCAUUAGUAUUGCCCUCUUCACCGCUACCUUCAUUACCACCACCGUCGCCGCCGCCCAUUUCUUUACCACCACAGCAGUCGCCGCCGCCCGUUUCUUUACCACCACAGUCGCCGCCGCCUGUUUCAUUACCGCCACCGUCGCCGCCCUAUUCACCACAGUAUGAACCACCGGAACCGGGGGAACUGCCGGAGUUUGUUAUAUACGAAGAUAUAAUUGCUAAUCCCGAAAUUAUAGACUUGAAGACUAAUCCAGAACAGCAAUACUUUGGUCGAGCUGGACUUGAAUGCUACAAUUUCCAAAAGGGGACAAACUUGGAGUUUCAUGAUUUUUUCAAGUUAGAAAGUACCAAAACAUCAUUGGAUCUCGGAAUAUAUGCUGCAGUAGGACGCACUUCCGGUUGGGAGAUUGAAACAUGUGUUGCGUAUGAAGAUUGUUUGCGUUUGAUUAUUAUGCUCCGCUGCGGCAAAUUGGGUAACUGCGUAGGUGGCUUUGACAAUCUCUCCGUGGAUGCUUCUUUCAAAGGUGAUAUGCCCUACUGUUUGGCUAACGAAACAUUAAGGAAUGACGAAAAGCUUGAUGACCGGAUUUACUACUGGCUGGAAAACUCAGAGGUGGAAGAAUACAAGCAAUUGUUUGAAGUGUACGCACAACUCGCUUUGCUCACCCAUUUUGAAUCUCUCAAGCUAGUGUGCUGGGCAAUGCCACUUCAGGUGGCAAGUGUACUUGUGCAAACCAGACCAGACGUGGCACCCAAGGACAAGGUCAAAGCCGAUCAUGCAAUCUUCUACAUAAGGUUUUUAACCCGUCACGGUUUUUGCUUCCUUGCCAUCAUAAGGAGAACAAGUGACGGAAAUCCACAUCACAUUUCGCUUGAAGUCAAGUGCUUGAGUUAUUGA